CUGCAGGCCCGGAAGACCAGUGCAGUUGGGACGGUACGUCUCAACCGGCGUGGCAUGCCCUCGGACCUGCAGGCGAGUCGGGGACAAAUCGAUUUCCGGUCCAGCAAGACCGGAAUCAUCUGCCGUCAGUGGGUGGAUAAGCGUCCAGUUACGAUGCUUUCCACCGCCCACACCAGCAAGGUCGUUACCCUGCCUCCCAACCGCCGAGGGGUGGAGAGGUCGAAGCCUGAAGUUGUCGUUGACUACAACAACGGCAUGAAGGGCGUUGACCUCUCGGAUCAGCUGGCGCAGUCAUAUCCAUCGACGAAGAAGACCGUCAAAUGGUAUAAGAAAAUUUUCUUCUACCUAUUGGAUAUGACUACGACCAACGCGCUGGCUAUCCACCGGGCCCUCGGCGGAAAACUCACCCAGUAUGAGUUCCGCAAGGAACUCGUUCGAGGAUUGCUGCAGCAAGGCGGUCCCCGUGGCUCCUUCCGGCGGAAUCCUCCUCAGGCUCGCCACGAGGAGGAAGUUACCCAGCAGGCACACUUGCCAGUUGACACACCGCAUCGUCGGUGGCGUCGGUGUGUGCUCUGCUGGAGGAACCACCGGCGCAGGAGGGAGACCAGGGUGAUGUGCAGUUGCUGCGGCACCUCACUCUGCCCAACACCCUGUUUCCAGGCAUUCCAUGCCUGAAGGUGGUUGGGCAACAGAAGUUGUAAAUAGUGUAAAAUAUGUACAUAGUUUCUAUGUAUUUAUUUAUUGAAAAUGUAAAAACACCGUGCUUUCAGGCAUUUCAUGCCUGAAGAUCAUUUGAAAAUGAUAAACAUUUG
Penaeus monodon (black tiger shrimp) is the source of this 812-nucleotide messenger RNA. Its product is annotated as piggyBac transposable element-derived protein 4-like. The record is from RefSeq and is a predicted model, not a curated record. NCBI's taxonomy places the organism in Eukaryota, Metazoa, Arthropoda, Malacostraca, Decapoda, Penaeidae.